Molecule: messenger RNA, 3731 nt
Organism: Artibeus jamaicensis (Jamaican fruit-eating bat)
Lineage: Eukaryota; Metazoa; Chordata; Mammalia; Chiroptera; Phyllostomidae
Exons: 2
Coding region: 1235-2173 (312 amino acids)
Source: RefSeq, a predicted model, not a curated record
CACAACAGCGUCCUUGGGCUCUCGGGGACAGAUGUGGCCCCUCUGCUGGUUUGCUGGGUGGAGACGUCCACGCCCUCGGGGCAGGAAGGAAACCGCGUUAUUUCGGUGGAUCUGGUGCGCCGAGUUCCCAGCAGUCAGCGCGGGGCUCGCCGAGCUGCACAAGGACCAGACUCGUGCUUGCUCUGCUCUGUCUGGUUUGCGCGUUCAGUUGGGAGGGACAGUGGGGGACAUGACCGCGCGCUCCUGCUGCGGUUUGGGGGGCGCUGAUGGCAGGGGUCCCUCGUGGGGGGCCUGCAGGUCCCUCACAGAGAGUGUCCCAUCCUGGGUGUUUCCUCUGAUCGCUCACUGCCCCUCUGACCCUCUGCUGGAGUGGUGAGGAAGCUGAGGCUUGGAGUAAGUGCAGUGACCCCGAGGUGGUGCCCUGACCCAGGCCGGCGGGCCCAGUGCCCACGCACGGGCAGUUGUCCCCCUGCCGGCCCGAGGCCGUGGCGGUGUGCCGGGGAGCGUGGGGGAGGGGAGCAGCCCAGCCCCGUGCCUGUCACACCCGAACUGUGCGGACAGCACCAGGCCCCGUGGGGUCCCCCUUCCCCGUCCCCACGGAGUUUCUCCCUCCGUCCCGCAUCUCCCUGGGGCUUCAGGCACCCAGUGUCGUCGUGUCUGAGCGACAGCCCGGAGGGUCCUCGCUGGCAGGUGGAGGCAGGAGGCGGUGGGGUGCCCGGCCUCCUGCUCCUGGGAAGUGGGCCAUGUGGCUGUUGCCGCGUUUCUGCACGUCGUCCGCCCCCAGGGGCUGCCGCCGCCUCCUGCCUGCAAACCCCCUUUGCUGGUCAGCACUCCCCCCAGUGGGUGAGUGGGUGUGUGCUCAUGUGCGCGCGGGCAGGUGUGCAGCUGGCCCCCAGGCAGCCUCGGUCUCCCCACGCUCCCGAGGUCGGUGCUGAGCUGGCUGGGGGAGUGGCCCAGCUGGGUCUGCCUGGGAGGCCCCCCGACAGGUGCCUGUGACCUUGGCUGGCGCCGAGCUCUGCAGGGAGACGUGUGAGCUCCCAGGGCAGGCCGUCCAGCCGGCUGCUCGGCCAGUGCGGGCGGGGCCGCCUGUGGAGCUGGAACCAACCCCUCUGAGCCAGGCAAGGAUCCGCCGCGUCAGCAGCUGGGACCUCGGGAACUAGGCUUUUGUGGGUCAAGUGGCCGGAAAUCGGUCGUAUCAUGAGUCCUGACGAGCCCGAGGAACCAGGCGCUCUCCAUGAAAGGGGGGCGGUCUAACACAGGGCAGGGGUUGGCAGGGGGUGGGCAGUGUCCUUCUGAAGGGCAGGACGGCAGGACCCACGGAAACGCCGGCCUGGGGCUGAGGGGGCCCCGCAGAGGAGAGGCGGCCCCAGCCGCAGGGCAGCAUCGCUGUGUCCUGGGACCCGCCCUCUGGGUCUGUGCUGUACGCUGGGUCGAGGCGUGUGUCCCGUCCCGGGGCCCUGGUGUCGUCAGAGCUGGGCCUUCGGCGCGGACGGCCUCGGGUGGCGAGGAGGGGCCUUCCUUUUCGGUGAGGGGGGUUUUGGAGACACGCACAGAGUGGGCAGUGUCGUCCCCACCACAGCCCCGCCCCGGGCGUCCCCCCUGCCCCUGUCCUCCCGUCUAUACACAUCGUAGCAGCAGCUCCGCGAAGACGAGAGCCGCAAGUCUCACGGCACAACCGCAAAGUCGGUUUCCUCUGAGGCUGCCACACACCCCAGCACAGGCUCGAGGUUCCCCGGUCGCCUCGUCCGUCGCCCUUUUUCCACAGCCCCCUCCCCCGCGUGUGACGCGAGGUGUGUCUCUCCAGACCCCCGCUGCUUCUCUCCUGCUCCUUGUGGAGGGGCCAGGCCUCCGUUGCGGGGUCUCCACUCCGGUCACCGCUCAGGUCACCGCUCAGGGUGUCCUGGGACUCGGCAGGGGACCUGUCGUGUCCAGUCCCUCAGGGCAGACAGGCGGGGAGGGGGUGACCCCAGCCCCGUCCUCAGCCCUCAGGGCUUCGCUCCAGCACCUCCUGGGAGGCAGCCCCCACCCCUCUGCCUGCCGCUUUCCCUCCCUGUCCCAGCCGACCCUCGGCUGCGCUGGGGCAGGGGAAGCCCGUGCAGGAAGGGCAGGGUGCGAGCUUGGACGCUUCCCUUUAUUUUCCAGUUUUCAAAGCAGUGACAUCAUUCUCCGCUAGGGUUUGCGUUGUGGUGAGACUGUGGACUUGAGCAUCGCGGUGCCUCAGUCCCCGGGCUUGCUGCCUCCUGGGUGCUCAGCCACACCCUCCCCUCCCCCCCACCUCCUGGCCGCCGCAGGCCCCCGAGGGUGACACCUUGCUUUCUGGUGUGUGAAGACCUCCCGGGCUUCUCGGAGCAUUUCCAGCCCACCCUGGAAUUACCGUAUUUUGCUGUUUAUAAUGCACACUUUUUUGCCCAAAUUUUCGAGGGAAAAAUAAGCAUGUGCCUUAUAUAGGGGUAGUACUACUUCUGUAUCUAUGUGAGUGCUUUUAAUGCUUUUGUUUGUGCUUGUGUGUUUAAACUGUAACCGUAGAAAGCAGUAACGAUGUCCAUGUGCAAAGUCAUGCCCCGGAAUAUGAUAAUCAGUUUUGUUCCUAAAUAACUAAAUGAAUUGAUUAAAACGAAAGAUUUUUUUUCCUGAAAGUUUGGGCCAGAACCAUGGGUGUGUAUUAUACAUGGCAAAGUACGGUGAGCACUUCUCCCUGUUUCCGUGGGUGGGAAGUGGGUACGGGCAGACCCCCUUGUUUUUAAUCCGUCCCUCCACUCGAGAACACUCGGGCUGCUGAGGACACCUGGCCAUCGUGAGCAGAGCCGCUGUGAGCACAGCUGUGCAAACACCUCCCCGGGGCCCUGCGCACAGACUGUGACCAAGAGUCUAGUUCCUUUGUGUCCCUCUCACAACCCACUCGCAGUCUCAGACCCCGGGAGCGCUGCCGAGACCCCUGUGGUUUCCCACCCGCCUCUUCCCCGAAGGUCAGCACUCUGCCGCCUGCGGCUGCGCCUCCCUCCCAGCCACGCGUCCCCCCUUCUGUCUGUGUUCCCUGUCUCCAGCCGCUUGGUGGCCGUCUCAGACGGGACGGCAGGGUGGCCUCGAGCCCCGGACACCUGUGUGUGUGUCUCACCCAAACCCAGCAGGCCGUCACAGCCCCCACGGGUACCUCACGGGCCCGCAGCCUCCCCGGAGACCUGUCCUCACUUCUCUGCGUGCCCCAGAGACGUCCUUCAUGGUAGAGGGGAGUCGGGUCACGUGCCACGCUCGUCCUGCCUCCCUGUCACCUGCAGCCGUGGGCGGGGCUGUGUCUGAGAUUCGUGCCCACGCUCUGCCCGCCCGUCCCUGCCGCCGUGGUCAGUGCCCUCCUGCCACGCAGCCGUCUGUGGCGCUUCCUCUCAGAAGAACAGGCUGCUUCUUGCACAGAAGGAAAUGGCCAGGUGCACAGCGGCGCUUCGGUGAUUAAAUAUUGAAGGGAACAGAUGUCCCUUCUGUGAGAAAGUGGCACAGGGCAGUGAGGAGUUGAGCGCGUGCCGGCUCGUGACUGGAGGCAGGACCCUGAGCCCGUUAAAGCAGCGCAUGAAUCAAUGAGAAGCACCACCGCACACUUUGUAGCCCCGAGUCCCGCACAGCCUCACGCCGCGCCGGCCCAUCUUGCUGGCAGGGGUGCGUUCGCCACCGACCACCCGAGGGAGCAGCCCAGCGAGGGCCUCCGGCCUUGUGAGCUGUGCGCGUCACCCGCCCCACAG